AUGGACGACUCGACAGUCACGACCUUCAGCGAGAGCACAGCGACUCUGGAGGCCAGCAGCACCACUUCGGUCGUCGAGGACAGCGACAGCGAGGAAGGCAACCGCUGCCUGGGCUGGCUGUUUCCCGGCGUCUUCUACGUGUUCCUCGCAGUGCUCGUGAUCGGCCUGGUGCUCUUUGAGUACAAGACCGCCGGCGUCCGCCAAAUGAUCUUCGCACCUGCGGAGAUCACGCCCGAAGUGAUAGCCCCUGCAGUCCUACGCAGUGGCGGUAGCAUCAACAUGGAUGCGACAGUGACGAGUGCCGGCAGAACUGCGGGUGCCGCCGCGUCGCCCAGUAAGAGCGAGGCCGGCCGCACGGUCGCCGUCACCACGGCUUCGACCAACAGCUCGACGGCCGGGACCCGGGGUCUGAUGAGGCGCUUUCUGUGGCCCUUCGGCACAGCCUCACCCGUCGCCAAGAGCACCGGGCCGCGAUGGCGUCCACCCGAGUCGUGCUUCAACGUGACCGUGGUGACGUGCGACUUCGAGUCGUUCCGGGAGCGGGCCUUCUACGUGGCCGAGUCCUCGUACGGCGGCUUCUUCUGCGCCGAGUGGCUGCAGCACACGCACUGCCCCGUCAACGAGGAUCGCUUCAGCGUCUACAGCCACUGCGACUCGAAGUGCAAAGCCACCUCGGGCCAGAAAUGCGACGAGCCGAGGUUCCGGCUGUGCACCACGGCUGACAAGGUGUACCAGUACUACUACAGCCAGGGCAAGUGCGAACCUCUGGACAACGACGAGACGGGCUGCCUGGUCGGCAGGAACCGCUUCGAGAACAGGGACGCCUGCACGCAGGCCUGCGGUGACGAGGACACCCUGCAGAGUCGCUGCCGAGACGAGUGGGGCGUGACGACGUGCGCGUUCGAUCACCUGCGCUACCUGUACUACUACAACGCCGAGAACCAGGCGUGCGAGAUGUACAACUUCUGCGGCCGCAGCGCCUUCCGUACGGCGCACGACUGCGAGCGGGCCUGCCUGGCCGAGCAGCCGCCGCCGCCUUCGGUCGCCGACGACCCGAGCUCGGCGGCGGCGGAGAGCCGCGCGACCGUCUCCGACGACGCGGCCGGCGGCAAGGCCGUCCGGGCGCCGUACGUGAGACGGCGACGGCGGCCCCGCAGGACGCGUUGACGCGCACCCGGCGCGAACGGACUUUGGUAUUUUUAGUUCUCGUCGUCGUUCGUUGCGAUUUGAAUAAAGUAGAGCGAAA
Molecule: messenger RNA, 1246 nt
Organism: Dermacentor andersoni
Lineage: Eukaryota; Metazoa; Arthropoda; Arachnida; Ixodida; Ixodidae
Molecular function (GO): serine-type endopeptidase inhibitor activity
Source: RefSeq, a predicted model, not a curated record